Messenger RNA from Acipenser ruthenus (sterlet), 2866 nucleotides. RefSeq names its product TOX high mobility group box family member 4-like. NCBI's taxonomy places the organism in Eukaryota, Metazoa, Chordata, Actinopteri, Acipenseriformes, Acipenseridae. The record is from RefSeq and is a predicted model, not a curated record. Gene Ontology annotation, cellular component: nucleus. The coding region runs from base 538 to 2676 and encodes 712 amino acids. The transcript is spliced from 9 exons. Gene Ontology annotation, molecular function: chromatin DNA binding. Gene Ontology annotation, biological process: regulation of transcription by RNA polymerase II.
GUUUCCACAAACAAAUUGCAAGACAUUUGUGGAUUUUAAUUUUGUUUGCUUUUAUUUACCAUUACCAAACACAAAAGCGUGAUUUAUAUCCCGUUGACGCGCCUAACUACUUAUUAAACAUUAAAAACACCUCAGAUAGCAGUCUGGGUACCCCUAUGCUGUAUAAUGGACUCUUCCGCGGUGGCCCAUCGUAUGGUCUUCUAGAGCAAAGCUGGUUCGCCUUUUCAAACAAAAAGAAGAGACUGAAGUGGCAUAUUGGGAACGGAUAACCAUUAAAGCGCUGUGAUAUUUAAUCACACGACAGAAGCCGAGCCUUUAUUUGCGAUCUUUGAAGGUUUUUGGUACGCGAUUCCUGUCAACGCUACCUUUAAUAAUGUAAUGGUAUUGUCAGUGUUGUCUUAACACGGACCCCCGUGUGCCGACUGGUGUUGCUGGGCCUAGCGAUACACAUUUACUUCUAUUUUUAAAUUAUAAAUACAUGUUAUUAUUCGUACUAGCCUACUAAUAAUACGAAAUUAACUAUAAGCGACAGUGGAAAUGGACCUGCAUUUUUAUUCCGGUUUCUCAGACGCCUCGAUUCAAUCAAAUGAACAGCAAUUCUUGGAUAAUUCACAAAACUACAACAGUUACAGCACCAUCAACAAGUUUCCUGGAGGGAAUGAUCACUAUCUCACCAUCAGUGGAGCUGGACACCCCUUCCUCUCGUCAGCAGAGACCUUCCAGACCUUCCACACCCCGAGCCUGGGGGAUGAGGAAUUCGAGAUCCCCCCCAUCUCGCUGGACCCCGACCCCUCCCUGGCGGUCUCCGAUGUGGUGGGGCACUUCGACGGGCUGCAGGACCCUGCCCUGACAGCAGGGGGCAGCGCUGGGGCCGACCCUGUGGGGUACAGCACCCCCUUCACCUCCCAGGGGCUCGAGCAUCUCAACAUCGGGGGCAGAGGGGGGGAGCUGAUGGGGGCCACGCUCAAUAUGGACAUGUCUCACUCGCUGGGCUCCCAGUACACCUCCAGUUCUUCCAUGACCAUCAACGUGCCUCUGUCAGACCUCAACCACCACAGCCUGAUGGGCCAUAGGCAGCUGACCACCAUCGACCAAUCGGAGCUGACCUCGCAGCUGGGCCUGAGCCUGGGGGGAGGGACCAUCAUGCCCCGCCCACAGUCCCCGGAAGAGCUGCUGUCGGACACGCCGUCCCCCUCCAGCUCCCUGCACGAGGAGGAGGCUGAGGAGUUCAAGAGGCUAUCGGAGAAGCGCAUUGUAGUGGAGUCUCCCGUCACCAUGUCCCCUGGGCUGGUGGGAGUGAGUGUGGGGGGAGGGGGCAGCGUGGUGGUCCGCAAGACGAAGCCCCCCAAGAAGACUACGAAGAAGAAGAAGGAUCCGAACGAGCCUCAGAAGCCGGUGUCGGCCUACGCGCUGUUUUUCAGAGACACGCAGGCUGCCAUCAAGGGGCAGAACCCCAGCGCCACCUUCGGGGAGGUCAGCAAGAUCGUGGCCUCCAUGUGGGACAGCCUGGGAGAGGAGCAGAAACAGGUUUACAAAAGGAAGACUGAAGCUGCCAAGAAGGAGUACCUGAAAGCACUGGCAGCCUACCGGGCCAAUCAGGUCUCUCAGACUGUGAUGGAAGUCAUGGAUACAGAGCCUCCCUCAACCCCUCCACCACCUCCCACUCCCCCAGCUGCCCCCAAACCCACUCGCCCACACACCCCCUCCCCCAGCGCCAACACCAACACCAUAACCAACAUCUGCACCUCCAACAUCAUCCUGAACCACCCGCAGGUCAUCACCCGGUCCAGAACGGGGGCUAUUGUGCCCCCGCACCCACCCCUCUCCUCCCAGAGCAGCCCCAGCCAGCACACUCACACCGUCACCAAGAUCAUCAUCUCCAAACAGAUGCUGGCGUCCGGCUUGCACCACCAGCAAAUCCCAACCUCCAUGGUGACGGUCAUCCCGUCCUCCAGGGGGCUCCAAAUCCAGCAGGCUGCCCCCACUGCCACCCCCACCUCCAGCCCUCGCCCUUUUCUCAGCCAGCCUCCUCCUCUCCAGCAAAUGCAGCAGCCCCCACCCCCCCGCCUGCAGCAGAUGGUGCAUACCUCCCAGCAGCUGCCUCCGCCCCCUUUGCAAGCCAAACCCAGAGGGGCGGGACUAACCAUCACCACAGCUCCGCCCCCUCGCCUGCAGAUCAAGAUACUCCCCGCCCUUGCUCCGGUCUCCUCCUCCUCCCCUCUGCAGAUUCAGGCUCAGCCUGUUGCUACUGUGGUCCCGAGCCCGACCACUCCUCCUGUCCUUGUCAGCCCCUCUCCUCCCCCCCCCGCUCUCAUAGUUGGUGCAGUCUCUGCUUCCACCGCUCCCUCCUCCCCCACUGCCUGUUUGGAAGUGGCGCAGUCCGUUGGGGGUCCCCUGGUUUCUGCUGUUUCCGCCUCCUCCUCUCCUCUGCUUGGGGCUCGAGUGCAGGAAGAGGCUGAGGACUUCAAUGCUGGAGAGAUGGAGGUGGAGCUGGUGAGUGGCUCGCCUCCCCAUCCCAGUCGCUGUGUGCGCGCAGGCUGCACCAACACCCCUGUGGAGAGCCAGGGCUGGGACCACGAGUACUGCAGCAACCAGUGCGUGGCUGACCACUGCAGGGAUAUCUUCAUUGCUUGGUGUUCGAUCCGAGGACACAACACGACGGCGACUGUGAAAUAAAAACACACUGGACUGAGGAGCAGAAACAAGCAGCUACAGAAACACACUGGACUGAGGAGCAGAAACAAGCAGCUACAGAAACACACUGGACUGAGGAGCAGAAACAAGCAGCUACAGAAACACACUGGACUGAGGAGCAGAAACAAGCAGCUACAGAAACACACUGGACUGAGGAGCAGAACCAAGCAGC